Molecule: messenger RNA, 1956 nt
Organism: Sugiyamaella lignohabitans
Lineage: Eukaryota; Fungi; Ascomycota; Dipodascomycetes; Dipodascales; Trichomonascaceae
Gene: YVC1
Product: Yvc1p
Exons: 1
Coding region: 1-1956 (651 amino acids)
Source: RefSeq, a predicted model, not a curated record
AUGUCUACAGAUCUAGCUUCAGUGCCAGCGCCAUUAGUUCCGGCCCAGGAUGACCUGCCAUUGGUGCAGGUUUCUCCGAAACAGGUUUUGAAAAUCGCGCUUCGAGUCAAGAAACUCAUUGAUACAGUCGUACCUAUUCAAUUGACUGAAGAAGAAGUUAUUAAACCAAGCUCAAUUGUUCUGACUGAAAAGAUCUUUCAGUUGAUUUUGGAAGCUGCUGGUGGAAAGGGUGACGGAGCUCCUGGUACGUCGUCCAGACGGUAUCGAGCUACUCUUGUCUUUGUGCUAUUAGUGAUUAAGAAAUGGAAUCGCCGUGCUGCUUUGAGUCUGUUGUAUGAUUCCGAUUUGUAUAAUACAAGAGCUUUUGUGGCAGAAUGCUAUGCCAAGCGUAUUUUGGACACGGAACAAGACGAGUAUUAUAUGUUCAGAGACAUGCUCUGUCAAAGAUACUCUAUUACUGUUCAUGGUAGCGAUUCAGCACCAGCCAAUGCUCUUGAAUUGGCAGCCGAUCUCCACUCUACAGUGGUGAUUGGUUCUUCGGGCUACCAGAGAUGUAUGAAAUGGCUAUGGCGUGGUUGGAUGGUUCAAAGCGAUCAGACCCCUACCGAGUACGAUUUCUAUGCCAAGGUCAACGACCCUCGAUUCUGGUCGCAUUUCGAUCCUGACAGAAUCAAGACUCCAAAGUACCAGAACUACAUUCAAUUGUUGGUAUCGUUGAUUUACUUGGCGUUCUACUCAUACGCAGUUAACAAUGCUAAUCCUAGUGCAUCGCUCAUUGCUUCGGAAUUGUGGUUGUAUUUGUUCACGUUCGGGUUUAUUCUGGACGAGAUCAAUAAACUGCUGAAUGUGGGUUAUGCGUAUAUUGGUUUCUGGAAUACGUUUAAUGACACUCUGUAUAUUCUGGUGGUUGUGGCUUUUGGCUUCAGAUGUGCUGCUUUGACAUAUUCUAAAUCGUCGGACCAGCGACUUAGCUAUGAUCUGGCGGCUUACCAUAUUCUGAGUUGCGCAGCUCCGUUGAUCUGGGGCCGGUUGCUAUUGUUUUUGGACUCGGUGCGAUUUUUCGGUGCCAUGCUUAUUGUUCUUAAAGAGCUUAUGAAAGAGAGUAUCAUCUUUUUUGUGUUGUUAGUCGUGGUUGCUGGUGGAUUCUUGCAAGCGUUUAUCGGUCUUGAUAUUGCUGAUGGCACGAGAGACGUGACCAUGCUUGUGGUCCAGGUCAUGACAAGAACCGUCCUGGAUGGAAUUGAUUUCGAGUGGAUGGAUGGGUUCGCUCCUCCAUAUGGUGAAGUAUUGUAUUACAUAUUCACAUUCUUGGUUUCCACGUUACUACUCAAUAUUUUGGUUGCCUUGUUCAACAGUGCUUAUCAGAAUAUUUACGAUAAUGCUACAGAUGAGUACCUGGCAUCCAUGGCUCAAAAGACACUUCGAUUUAUUCGUGCUCCCGAUGAGAAUGUGUUUAUUCCCCCCUUGAAUCUGCUGGAACUGGCGUUCUUGAUCCUUCCUUUUGAAUGGUGGAUGGACGCGUCGAUGUAUCAGCGAAUCAACAGGAUUUUCAUGUCCAUUAUCUACUCUCCAUUCCUGCUUCUUAUUGCUGUUGACGAGGCCAAGGCGGCUCGUCGCGUGCUUUAUAACCGAUCCAAGGGUGUACAUGACGAUGCCAACGAGGAGGAUGAGGAGUGGGAUCUCUUCGACGGUUUCACUAUCGAUGCCCACGGUAUUCACAGCUAUGGCGCCGAAGCUGUCCAAAUGGAAAUGGCGAUUGAAGCUGGUGACCCCGAGUUCAAAAUCGACGAAGACGCCUUCCAAAAGAAGGUUGAAAAGCAGGUUCCCAACUUCGAUCCUCAACGCCAGACCGGUAUCUCUGCCGCCAAGGCCGAAGAACUUAUUGCCAAAAUCGAUGCUCUCAGUGCUCUCGUUGAGAAACUGACUCUUGAAAAGGGCCAAUCCUCGUCUUCCUAG